CGUAACGUAUUAUUUUAUAAAAUAAUCGGUUUAAAAGGAAUUCAUAGAACUGUACAUGUGAAUAAAGAAACUCGAAAGAACAGUGAACACGCUCUAAAAAAAACAAACACGCAUGGUGAUGCUUCUAAGUUCUACAUAGCCACGCGUUGCCAUGGGAAUCAUUCUCAUUUUCUUAACUAUAUUGUUUUUUUCUUAAAAGGUGUUAAAGAUUGGAUAAUAAUGACAGCUGUACAGAGUGGUAUUAAUGAUUCUGUCAUGACAGAAAGGAAGAGACACAAACAGUCAAAAAGGGAGAGGGCAAGAAUAACUUACAGAUACAAGGAUCAGUCCAUCUGUAGAGAUACAUUCAAAUUUAUGUAUGCCAUCAGUCAAGAUAAACUAUCAAAAUGUAAAGAAACACUAUCAGGAAGAUGGGUUCUCCGAAAUCACAAAAUACUUAACAGGCGCCAAGAACUGCAGGAAGGCCCUGGAUUUCAAGGGAGUGUUGCAUUUUGCUGCCUUCAUAAAACGGUAUGCCAGUGAACAUGGUCUUGUGCUACCAGGCCGUAUUCCGGGCCUAAGAAAAACAGACGCAGACACUGUUCUGUUGUCUAGCAGUGAGACGAAAAUCCACGUUUGUACAAAGUUCAACGCUGCCAGAAAGGCUUUUAAACCUGAUGCCCCAGAAGUUAGCUACAAAACCUUCUGCCGCUACUGGAAAGAACUGUUCCCAAACAUUGUAAUAGCAAAGCCAAGAUCGGACUUAUGCAGGACUUGUCAAGUCAACACAACCAGCAUUAUGCGAAGUAGUGGUGUUGCUCUAAUACAGAAAGCUGAAUUGAUAAGAACAGCUCAAUACCACCUCGAACUGGCGAUGGAGCAGAGGAGAGUUUAUAAUGAAAUGAUAGUAGAGUCGAAGGAGCAACUGAAAGGAACAUCACUUGGAUGCCAUGCACCAAUGUCUUUUAAUGGAAUGGCGCAUUAUGGUUUCGACUUUGCCCAGCAGAUUAUGUUCCCGUCGGACCCCAUGCAGGCCGGUCCAAUAUACUUUCUGACGCCUCGGAAAUGCCAGAUAUUUGGCAUGUGUUGCACUGGAUUGACCAAGCAGGUCAAUUAUCUUGUAGACGAGGCUCAGAUUAUAAAGAAAGGGUCUGAGUUUGUUGUUAACCUGAUUCACCACUUUCUGGAGAGAUGGGGCAUCGGGGAAACUAUAGCCAAUUUUCAUUGUGACAACUGUUGUGCACAGAACAAAAACCAGCACUGAUGGCCUAUUUGAUGUGGCGUGUUAUGACUGGCCG
This is a messenger RNA of Anneissia japonica, 1277 nucleotides long. RefSeq lists its product as uncharacterized. NCBI's taxonomy places the organism in Eukaryota, Metazoa, Echinodermata, Crinoidea, Comatulida, Comatulidae. Bases 359 to 1243 code for a protein of 294 amino acids. The record is from RefSeq and is a predicted model, not a curated record. The transcript is spliced from 5 exons.